UCUCGGCCGCCGGCGGAAUCUGGGAACCCGAGGCCAUCACGUCUCCAUGUCUGCGGGUUUCUGUGAGGGCGUGUGGUUCUCCCUGUGGGUCCCUGGCGCUCUGUUCCGGUUUCUGUCUGUCCCUGUGGGUCUCUGCCUCCCCCGCCCCCUCUCCCUUUCCGCGGCACUCGUCCUUCCCCCAGCACCUUCCCCCCGGCCCGUGGGUCCGUAUUUCUCCAUUGACUUCCCUUUGUGAGUUUCUGAUCCCCUCUUUGCUAGUCUCUCUCGUUAUGUGUUUCGUUGUGUCUGUGUUUCUCCACCAGCCUCCCUCUAUCUGCAUGCGGGUCUCUGACUCCGCUGACCUCUCACCAUGGAUUUGUGUUUCUCAAUUUGUCUCUGAUCCCUGAGGACGUGUAUUCCGUUUCUCUGGUCUCUGCCUUCCUCAUCACAUCCAUAUAGCCUCAGACCCUACCCUUCCUCCUUAACACUUCCCCCCAUCCUUCGCAGGCCACCAGCAGAACCCACCAGACAGAAGCUCCGUGCUCUGCCUGGCUGGUCACUGCCUGGCACGUACUAGACACUCCUUAUACACGCAUUAGUCCAUUUCCUGUGCAGCUGUAUUGGCCCUACGUGAAAGAUGCGAGCUUGGCCCACACCUUAGCUAAUUUUGUUUCUCACUAAAGCAGAAUGGGGAAAGCGAUUUGACUGCCUCCAUUCGUGGGGCACUUGAGAUGUGUCCCUGUAAGUCUUCUCACAGAACACAUGACUGGAUCUCCUCCUCGUGAAUGACACCUCAUUUCCUUCAUGUUUCUUAAGUCCGUCAGGUGCCAUAAGAUUCUGGAAUUUAGUGGCCACAACUUGUACUUUUGGGGAUUUUUCAGACUUGGUGUUGAAAGGGGAAAACAGGAAUAUAAUAGAAAGCGUGGACUAGCGUUCGACCUGGGCAGGAGUCCUCCGUAAUUAUGUGAGCAGAGACCCCUGCAUCUGUCCGACCGCAGCCUUUCCGUCACUGAGCCAGUUAUGACAGUAUUGGCUCUGCAGGGCUGUGUGAGGAUUAAAGGACCGCACACAUGUAAAGAGCAUGGCACUGCCUAGCACAACAGGAGGUGCCAGUUGUCUUCCCGUUACCUUUGCAGUUUUGAGGUCCUGUAACCAGAGCAGCUGAGGAUUCAAACCUCGUAGUACGAAGGUCUGUAUGAGACAAGAAAGGAAAGGUAACAGAGGAGCAUUUCUAUUUCCUGAUCCUUUUCCAUAGCUGUUUCCAGAGAAAUUUACUGAUGUCAAUUCUGUGCUUUUGACACAGGGUUGGUGCAAAGAUCCACGCAACUGAUGCAGGCUAGUGUAGCUAUCUAGUGUAGGCUCUGGAGCCAGCCUGCCUGGGUUUGAAUCCGCCUUUUACUAGUCUUGGGCAGUGAUUGAUGAGGGAGACAAAGCCUCUUCUGGACUGCCCCUCAGAGCCAGGGUGGCCUGGGCCUGGGAGCCACUGGGACUGCAAAUCUGGUUUGCCACCUGGUGGCACCAGGAACAAUUGUUCUCGGUGUCCACUGUCCUGAGGAAUUGGGACUCUGGGUUCAAUCCAGUUGCUCUGCGGUUUGUGCUCUUAGAGCACAGGAUGAUGCCCAUGGGGAUGUGGUCCUCAUAGGAGAGGGGAGCAGGGCCGAGGGAAUUAGCGUGUGGACGUGCUCGGAGUACCCAGUCCACGCCGUUCCCCUGGAUAAUAGUCACUGCUUCUUUUCAUGAAGGUGGGAUAUCACCCCAUAUCCAUCUCUCCAGUCUCUACCCUGUCCCCAGAAAAAGCCCAGAGGGCAAGGGAGAAUCUGUAGAGGUUCCAGCCUUCCCAGACCACUCUCAGGACUGGGCUGUGCUCCUCCCCAGCUGAAUCCACCACCACAGGAUAAUGGGGGGUCCGGGUUGCUCUCCGGCGGCCUCCCUCGGAAGUGUUCCGUCUUCCACCUGUUCGUGGCCUGCCUCUCGCUGGGCUUCUUCUCCCUACUCUGGCUGCAGCUCAGCUGCUCUGGGGACGUGGCCCGGGCAGUCAGGGGACAAGGGCAGGAGACCUCGGGCCCUCCCCGUGCCUGCCCCCCAGAGCCGCCCCCUGAGCACUGGGAAGAAGACGCAUCCUGGGGCCCCCACCGCCUGGCAGUGCUGGUGCCCUUCCGCGAACGCUUCGAGGAGCUCCUGGUCUUCGUGCCCCACAUGCGCCGCUUCCUGAGCAGGAAGAAGAUCCGGCACCACAUCUACGUGCUCAACCAGGUGGACCACUUCAGGUUCAACCGGGCAGCGCUCAUCAACGUGGGCUUCCUGGAGAGCAGCAACAGCACGGACUACAUUGCCAUGCACGACGUUGACCUGCUCCCUCUCAACGAGGAGCUGGACUAUGGCUUUCCUGAGGCUGGGCCCUUCCACGUGGCCUCCCCGGAGCUCCACCCUCUCUACCACUACAAGACCUAUGUCGGCGGCAUCCUGCUGCUCUCCAAGCAGCACUACCGGCUGUGCAAUGGGAUGUCCAACCGCUUCUGGGGCUGGGGCCGCGAGGACGACGAGUUCUACCGGCGCAUUAAGGGAGCUGGGCUCCAGCUUUUCCGCCCCUCGGGAAUCACAACUGGGUACAAGACAUUUCGCCACCUGCAUGACCCAGCCUGGCGGAAGAGGGACCAGAAGCGCAUCGCAGCUCAAAAACAGGAGCAGUUCAAGGUGGACAGGGAGGGAGGCCUGAACACUGUGAAGUACCAUGUGGCUUCCCGCACUGCCCUGUCUGUGGGCGGGGCCCCCUGCACUGUCCUCAACAUCAUGUUGGACUGUGACAAGACCGCCACACCCUGGUGCACAUUCAGCUGAGCUGGAUGGACAGUGAGGAAGCCUGUACCUACAGGCCAUAUUGCUCAGGCUCAGGACAAGGCCUCAGGUCGUGGGCCCAGCUCUGACAGGAUGUGGAGUGGCCAGGACCAAGACAGCAAGCUACGCAAUUGCAGCCACCCGGCCGCCAAGGCAGGCUUGGGCUGGGCCAGGACACGUGGGGUGCCUGGGACGCUGCUUGCCAUGCACAGUGAUCAGAGAGAGGCUGGGGUGUGUCCUGUCCGGGACCCCCCCUGCCUUCCUGCUCACCCUACUCUGACCUCCUUCACGUGCCCAGGCCUGUGGGUAGUGGGGAGGGCUGAACAGGACAACCUCUCAUCACCCCCACUUUUGUUCCUUCCUGCUGGGCUGCCUCGUGCAGAGACACAGUGUAGGGGCCAUGCAGCUGGCGUAGGUGGCAGUUGGGCCUGGUGAGGGUUAGGACUUCAGAAACCAGAGCACAAGCCCCACAGAGGGGGAACAGCCAGCACCGCUCUAGCUGGUUGUUGCCAUGCCGGAAUGUGGGCCUAGUGUUGCCAGAUCUUCUGAUUUUUCGAAAGAAACUAGAAUGCUGGAUUCUUAAGUGAUAUCUUCUGAUUUUUUAAAUGAUAGCACCUAAAUGAAACUUUCAAAAAGUA
Molecule: messenger RNA, 3452 nt
Organism: Homo sapiens (human)
Lineage: Eukaryota; Metazoa; Chordata; Mammalia; Primates; Hominidae
Gene: B4GALT7
Product: beta-1,4-galactosyltransferase 7
Exons: 6
Coding region: 2176-2817 (213 amino acids)
Biological process (GO): carbohydrate metabolic process; glycosaminoglycan biosynthetic process
Cellular component (GO): Golgi cisterna membrane; Golgi membrane
Molecular function (GO): glycosyltransferase activity; xylosylprotein 4-beta-galactosyltransferase activity
Source: RefSeq, a predicted model, not a curated record